This is a messenger RNA of Miscanthus lutarioriparius, 1374 nucleotides long. NCBI's taxonomy places the organism in Eukaryota, Viridiplantae, Streptophyta, Magnoliopsida, Poales, Poaceae. The record is from the annotation of a GenBank genome assembly.
AUGGCGGUGGAGCGCGCGAAACUGGUGAGGAGCCUUCGGCACGACUCGCGGCGGCUGCGUCUACUCGUCCUCGUCAUCGGUUUCUUCCUCGUCACGCUCACCUUCGUCGUCGUCUCCAAGCCCGAUGCUCUCCUCUUCAACCUGAACGGCAGGCUGUCGGUGGACCAGGCGCCGCGCUCGCUCUUGAUCCGCCAGCGGGUUGACGCCGACGACGGGAGAUCCGCCGACACUCUGGCCUCUGCCUCCGGGGAUCCAAAGGUGGUCGACGACGAUACCGCCGGCGAGGAAGCCAACGCCAACGCCAGAGGGACCAGUGAAGAGGAGGAACGGAUGCUCGCUAGUGAGCCCGAGCAGAGGAAAAGUGCAGUGGAAGCCACUACAUCUGAGAUCUUAGGUGGGGAAGACGACGAGGGAAGGAAAAGCCAGCAAGAGGGGCACAAAGAGCACCAGCAGCAAAAGUUGACCCUCCCAACUGUUUCGAAUUAUACCAUUCACGAUGCCACUGAUGGCACCGACAAUGGCAAACAGGAAGAAUUUAAGCUCACUCUGGAUGUUGACCAGAGAAAUGGUCGAGACAGAGCUCAUCAAGCAGCAUUGGAUAAUGUGGAGUGGGACAAACCAUUGUGUGAUUUCUCAAACUUCAGAGCAAAUAUCUGUGAGAUGAGAGGUAACAUCAGAAUACACCCAAAUGGCAGUUCGGUCAUUUACAUGGAACCUAUAAGUUCAAGUUCAAAGAGAAACGAACAAUGGAAAAUUAAGGCUUACCCUCGCAAAGGUGAUGAAUUAUGCCUCAAUCAUAUUACAGAGGUGACAGUGAAAUCCAGCAAAGUGGCACCUGAUUGUUCCAAGUACCAUGACGUGCCUGCUGUGAUCUUUGCUCUGACUGCAUACACUGGAAAUCUAUUCCAUGACUUCACCGACGACAAUGAAGUGCAUUGCUUCAAGCAUGCCAUCGUUGGCCUUCAUGCUUACAUGGAUUUCACAAUUGACCCGUUAAAGGCUCCACAUAAUUACUCAAUGGUGGACUUCAACCGGUUCAUGCGCAGGACCUACUCGCUGCCUAGGGAUGCAGUAACAGCACUUGGUGAGAUCCCGAAGACCAGGCCAAGGUUGCUGAUUAUCUCCAGGCAAAGGACAAGAAUGUUCCUCAAUCUCAAGGAGAUCGUGGCCAUGGCUGAGGAGAUAGGCUAUGACGUGGUGGUUGAAGAGGCCAAUGUGAACUCCAAUGUCACCCAUUUUUCCAAGGAAGUUAACUCCGUCGAUGUGAUGAUGGGGGUCCAUGGUGCUGGGCUCACAAAUUGUGUUCCUUCCACACAGUGCCAUACUAAUUCAGAUUGUACCUUGGGGUGCCCUAGAUGGGAUAUGCAGGAUUGA